Cucurbita moschata (crookneck pumpkin) is the source of this 591-nucleotide messenger RNA. RefSeq lists its product as uncharacterized. The record is from RefSeq and is a predicted model, not a curated record. NCBI's taxonomy places the organism in Eukaryota, Viridiplantae, Streptophyta, Magnoliopsida, Cucurbitales, Cucurbitaceae. The transcript has a single exon. The coding region runs from base 1 to 591 and encodes 196 amino acids.
AUGGAAGGAGAAUCCAGUUUUUCCGCUGUUGCACCACCAAUCUUCGAUGGAGAUAAUUAUCAAAUGUGGGUAGUUCGUACGGAAACUUAUUUGGAGGCCUUGGAUCUUUGGGAAGCAAUAGAAGAGGAUUACGAAGUCCCUCCGCUCCCAGCAAAUCCUACUGUAGCACAAAUCAAAUUACGGAAGGAAAAAAAGACAAGGAAAUCAAAGGCGAAAGCUUGCCUAUUUGCCGCUGUAUCUCAAAUGAUCUUCAUCCGGAUAAUGUCCCUCAAAACAGCAAAGAAAAUUUGGGAUUAUCUCAAGGCCGAAUAUGAAGGAGAUGAGAAGAUUCGUGGAAUGAAAGCCCUAAAUUUGAUUAGGGAUUUCGAGUUGCAGAAGAUGAAGGAGUUGGAGUCGGUGAAAGAGUACUCUGACAGAAUUCUCAGCAUUGCCAACAAGGUGAGAUUGCUUGGUUAUGUUUUAAAUGAUUCAAGGAUCGUUGAAAAGCUGCUAGUCACCGUUCCAGAGAAGUUUGAAGCCACCAUUACUACUCUGGAGAACACCAAAGACUUGUCAAAGAUCUCUCUUACAAAGCUCUUGAAUGCUUUAUAA